AUAACCGUAGAAGAAGAGCACCUGCCUGCUGACCCCAGUCCAGUUUGUGACGUUUGGACAUUUUAUUAAUUUACCGAAGUCUUUUCUGCAUUUGACUGCGUGUUUUUACGUUUACUCAGUAAAACACGUGUGUGUCCGAUGUUAGCCACACACCACCAGGAUGAUUAAACGGCCCAAUAUUCUGCUAACAGGAACUCCUGGUGUUGGGAAGACCACUCUUGGAAGGGAGCUGGCCUUGAGGACAGGGCUGACCUACGUUAAUGUAGGAGAACUGGCACAAGAAGGUCAGCUGUAUGAUGGGUUCGAUGAAGAGUACCAGUGCCCUGUUCUGGAUGAAGAAAGGGUGGUGGAUGAGCUGGAUGAGAAGAUGACAGAAGGUGGGAUGAUCGUCGACUAUCAUGGUUGUGACUUGUUUCCAGAACGUUGGUUCCACAUCGUCUUUGUCCUGCGGACAGACAACACACAGCUCUAUACUCGGCUGGAAAACAGAGGUUACACAGGGAAGAAGCUGCAGGACAACGUGCAGUGUGAAAUCUUCCAGAUCAUCUAUGAAGAGGCCAUGGAAGCAUACCAACAUGAGAUAGUCCACCAGUUACAGAACAACACCCCUGAGGACCUAGAACAGAAUCUGGAGCAAAUCAUUCAGUGGACUAAACAGUGGAUGAGUGACCAUAACUAGAUGGCAGACUGUGGAGACAAGACACAUUUUUUAUACAAAAAGAUUGAUGAUUUUCAUCAAUAAAGUUUGUUGUGACCAAAUUAAAA
Messenger RNA from Austrofundulus limnaeus, 765 nucleotides. RefSeq names its product adenylate kinase 6 (gene ak6). The coding region runs from base 161 to 679 and encodes 172 amino acids. Gene Ontology annotation, cellular component: nucleus; cytoplasm. The record is from RefSeq and is a predicted model, not a curated record. Gene Ontology annotation, molecular function: ATP binding; AMP kinase activity; ATP hydrolysis activity. NCBI's taxonomy places the organism in Eukaryota, Metazoa, Chordata, Actinopteri, Cyprinodontiformes, Rivulidae. The transcript is spliced from 6 exons.